Messenger RNA from Marchantia polymorpha subsp. ruderalis, 2178 nucleotides. The record is from the annotation of a GenBank genome assembly. NCBI's taxonomy places the organism in Eukaryota, Viridiplantae, Streptophyta, Marchantiopsida, Marchantiales, Marchantiaceae.
GCUUUUCCAGGAUUCGCAUAGCCUCCUGCUCCUACUCCCUCGCUCCCUCGCUCCCUCACCCGCACGAGGCCUUCUGUCUGCACGGCUUAUUAUGAGCUGAACGAGCAAUUGGGCCGAGAACCUCUUGCUGCAACGCGUGAGCGAGCGUGGAGGAUAGACUGGUGCGUCCGAAAGAGGUCGAAUUUGUCUGCAGCCUGUGGAAGGGAGGGGGAACAUUGGCUUGGACCGUCGAAUUCGUGCAGUGAAGGGAGGAAGGAGGAGGAGGAGAAUCAGAAGUGACGAUUGCUCGUGUGGCAUCAGUUGACUGUAAUCAGUCUGAGUAAUCGGAAGUUUUAUACUGCGGGCCGAGUGGAGUGGAGCCUGCAGGAGCUAUGGCGGCCAGCUGCCUGUGCUCGGGGCUGGUGCUGUCAGCUGCAGCUGGACCCCAUAGAGAUGUUUCCAUACGCAGCUCUCGGGAUGCUCAGGUUCUCAGAAGAGGAGGUCAGUUUUUCAAGCCUGUGUGCUCGAGCUCGAGUGAGCUUUUCGGAGCCGGAAUGGUGUCUGAGUUGAGUUGCAGCAGAUUGGUGAAACCCAUUGGUGUCCGCUCGAGGACUUCCAGUGGGCGCAUUCUGGGCGCCCUUGCACCCGAGCUGGAUUCCAGGUUAUUGGCGGAGGCGCCCAGCAUUCUGGGAAUAGUGAGAGGAGCAGAGUCCAAAGCUCUGCCGAGCUUCAAAUGGCGCCGCGUGCUGUUGAAAGUCAGCGGAGAAGCUCUCGCAGGAGACGGCUCCGGAAACAUCGACCCUAAGGUGACGAUGUCCAUAGCCCGAGAGGUCGCUGCAAUCACUCGCUUGGGAGUCGAGGUUGCGAUAGUCGUCGGCGGUGGCAAUUUCUUCCGAGGCGCGUCGUGGGUCGGGUCCAGCGGAUUGGAUCGAGCGUCUGCGGACCACAUUGGGAUGAUGGCCACAGUCAUGAAUGCCAUCUUUUUGCAGGCUUCCAUGGAGAGCAUCGGCGUGCCCACGCGAGUGAUGACCGCCUUCCGCAUGGCUGAAGUCGCCGAGCCUUACAUCAGGCGUCGAGCCGUGCGUCACUUGGAGAAAGGGCGAGUGGUCAUCUUCGGUGCGGGCACCGGCAACCCUUUCUUCACCACCGACACUGCCGCAGCUCUGCGGGCAGCCGAAAUCAACGCAGAGGUUGUGCUCAAGGCGACAAACGUGGACGGGGUUUAUGACAGCGACCCACGGAAGAACCCCAACGCCAUGCUGCUCGAUCACGUAUCUUACAGAGAGGUUGCCAUCCAAGGUCUUUCAGUGAUGGAUAUCACUGCCAUAACCUUGUGUCAAGAAAAUUGUAUCCCUGUUGUGGUCUUCAACCUCAAUGAAGCGGGCAAUAUCUCAAAAGCUCUGAGCGGCGAACGAAUUGGUACCCUGAUCGACAACGAAGGUGUCGACCACUUCAAAAUACCCAAGACCGCAGAAGUAGGAAAACCAUCAUAGUUUAUGUUCGUUACCUGUUUUGGUACACAAAUUAUAAAUUAGUAUAAAAGUAUAGAUGAAAAUGAGUCAUCAAUUUGGCCACUCCUUAGAAGCUACAAAUACAAUCAUCAAGAAGAUUCAGCACGAAGGAACAGACUCGAAAUUACACACCUAGUCUAGGUAGCCGGAAUCAUUAAUAUUUUUUUCGAAGACCAUUCGUGGUCAAAACAUGCAAGAAGUUCCUUUCUUGCAUCUUGUUCUUCAAGAAAUGCAAGACAUGAAAGACAUGAGAGUUGGACGAGAAACUGUUGACGCAUCGAGUGACUUGUAUCCCGAAAGUUGAGCCGAAAGGUGAAAAUGGCAGUCCGUCACAGCCCAAGUAGCAGUUCUUGCUGGAGAAAUUUGAGAUUCGAUCAUGUAAUGAAGCCUGUUUGGGCGGUCCUGGUUCAUUGUAAUGUGUCGAUUGCAGGCCUCCAGUAGGUAGUAGGUUGCUGCUGCAGAGCGGCGACAGGAAGAACAGGACGGAUCUCAGUAAACCUCGAUAGGAAUGUCUAUGACAAGGUGAAACAUCAAGGAGGGACAUGAGAAUGUACCAUCAAGCCUUACAAGGAAGAUUCGAAGCUCGAAACUAUAGUGAGACUGUUGGGGCUUGCCCAAAUAGCAUCAACAUAGAUAUCCAUAUCACCUGACACAUCUGAACUAUAAAGAUAACUCCUGUUUAUAAACG